AUGGCCGGCGGGGAGGAGAGGCCGCCGGGGCUGGCGCCAGGGGUUGCGUCGAGUUUCGAGUUUGCGCUCAAUUCCGCGGCGUUUUCCGAUCGAGUUCUGCGCCUCGAGAUAGCGGCCGAGGAUUGCGAGGCGCCGUUCGUCGGCGAAGGAUCGCCCUGCGACUCGCCGCGUAGCAUAUUCGAGACGGGGCUCGGCUUGGGAGGUACCUCGGCCAAGUCGGUGCGACCUCGCAAGCGCCGCAGACAAGACGACGAAUCUGCACCUCGCAGCUCUGAGGUUGAAUCAGAUGGAAAUAAUUUAGCUGUCAUUGGUGAACAUGGUGAUUCCACUGGCAGACCUGUUUUAAGAGUAAAGCAUAUUCACGUCAGCUCCCUGCUACUCGCUUCUAAAAGCCCGUACUUUUACAAGCUCUUCUCGAACGGAAUGCAAGAAUCAAACCUCAAGGAAAUAACACUAAGGAUUAUGGACUAUGAGGAUGAAGCCUUCCCAGAGCUUUUGCACUUCAUUUACAGUGGAACAAUUAAGACAAGCGAUCCUGUCCUGGUUCUCAAAGUUAUGUGUGUUGCUGAUAGAUUUGAGGUUGUCGAUUGCAUGAGCUAUUGUACCCAGCUGUUGAUUAGUCUACCCAUGACAAAAGAAUUAGCUUUUGUGUAUCUUGAAUAUGAGUGCUCAGUCCCAAUGUCAGAUGUCCUUCAGCCUGUGAAAGCAGCAGCCCAGGAAUUUCUGGCUGACAAGUACAAAAACCUGUCAAUGUCUGAAACUGAGUUUCUGGAAAUGCCACUAUCAGGAAUUAAAGCUAUAUUCUCAAGCAACAACUUGAAGGUUUUUUCAGAGGACUUGGUCUUGGCUUUUCUGCUCAAGUGGGCUCUUGCCAAUUACCCAGAAACAGUAGAAAGGCGUAGGAUCUUGAUCAACCAUUUGCUUCCAAUGGUGCGUUUCAAUCAGAUGAGUUGUGGAAAAUUGCGAUGGCUUUUGUCUUGUUCGCAUUUGGACGCUCGUCAUUCUGCAUAUAUUGUGGCUUCAGCUCUUCUGUACAAGUACAGUUCACCACACAGAGUCCUUCCUGCCAUAUCAGAUAUCCAUUGCAGUUUUUUGGAGCGGACAUACAAGCACAAACCAGUGAAGACCAUUGAAUUGGAGCGUCCCCAUAACCGAUGUAUUGCUUAUAUGGAUCUCAAAUCUGAGGAGUGCAGCAAUCUCUCUCCAUCCAGAAGUAUCAGGUCACAAGCAUUCGACUUUGCAGGGCACUCCUUUUUCCUCAUUGUACAGCGCACUGUUAAUGCUCAACUGGGGAUUCACUGUUUCGGACUGUAUUUGGCAGUCGAAAAAGGAGUAUCAGUGCCAAUAACCAUAGAGUUCGAAUUUGCAGCGAGAACAAAAGCUGUUGGUGACUUUGUGUCUAACUUCAGACAUAUCAAGACAUUCACCAGCGAAAGUAAUCAACUAGGAUCCCGAGAUCUCUUUAACAUGUCCUGGGGUCAGGUCUUUUCUGAAGCAAGUCAAUUUUUACUUGAUGACAUGUUAUAUCUUCGAGCUGAGCUGACUGUAAGGCAACCUUAG
This is a messenger RNA of Triticum turgidum subsp. durum (durum wheat), 1560 nucleotides long. The record is from the annotation of a GenBank genome assembly. Lineage: Eukaryota; Viridiplantae; Streptophyta; Magnoliopsida; Poales; Poaceae.